AUGGAGGCGGUGCUGCUGGAGCAUUUCCCCGCCGGCUUGGACGCCUUCCCGCCGGCGGCCUACUUCGACGACGAGGAGUUCUUCACCGACCAUUCCUCCCGCGACCCCCUGGAGGGCGACGAGCUGCUGGAGGCCGACGAGGUGGACUUUCUGGCGCCGCCCUUCCACGACUGCUGCCGCGCGGCGCCCGGCCUGGGCGGCCCGCCCCAGGGCGCCUCUCUCUGCUGCCCGGCGGCGGCGGCGGCGGGCGGCUUCUCGCCCUCCUUCUCGCCGCCCUCGUCGCCGUCCAGCUUCGCCUACGAGUGCUGCGGCCGGGCGGCCUCGCCGGGGGGCGGCGGCGGCGGCGCGGGCCUGAAGGCGCUGGGCGCGGUGCGGCGGCGGCGGCGGGUGCGCUCCGAGGCGGAGCUGCAGCAGCUGCGGCAGGCGGCCAACGUGCGCGAGCGGCGGCGCAUGCAGUCCAUCAACGACGCCUUCGAGGGCCUGCGCUCGCACAUCCCCACGCUGCCCUACGAGAAGCGCCUCUCCAAGGUGGACACGCUGCGUCUGGCCAUCGGCUACAUCAACUUCCUCAGCGAGCUGGUCCGCUCCGACCUGCCCCUGCGCGGGGGCGGCGGCAGCCAGAGCCCCUGCCAGCCCAAGAAGGUCAUCAUCUGCCACCGAGGCACCCGAUCACCUUCUCCAAGCGACCCAGAUUAUGGACUUCCUCCUCUGGCAGGACAUUCUCUAUCCUGGACUGAUGAAAAACAGCUCAAGGAACAAAAUAUUAUAAGAACUGCUAAAGUGUGGACCCCAGAGGACCCCAGAAAGUUAAACAAACAACCUUCCCUCAACAACAUAGAAAACGAGCCCCCAUUUGACUUCGUCUCUUAAAAUAUGAAUUCUUCUCCUGUAAAUAUAAUAAUCUUUUAUGAGUUUACAUUUGUACCUAAAGACUUACAUUUUAAAGGUACUCUACAAUACAAAAAAAGUCUCCUAGUGGCAAUCAACAUUUAUUUAUCUAUUUAUUACUUAGUAAGAUUUUC
Messenger RNA from Eublepharis macularius, 1022 nucleotides. It is a transcript of the gene PTF1A, whose product is annotated as pancreas associated transcription factor 1a. The transcript is spliced from 2 exons. Bases 1 to 870 code for a protein of 289 amino acids. Gene Ontology annotation, biological process: developmental process; regulation of transcription by RNA polymerase II. The record is from RefSeq and is a predicted model, not a curated record. Gene Ontology annotation, molecular function: RNA polymerase II transcription regulatory region sequence-specific DNA binding; DNA-binding transcription factor activity, RNA polymerase II-specific; protein dimerization activity. NCBI's taxonomy places the organism in Eukaryota, Metazoa, Chordata, Lepidosauria, Squamata, Eublepharidae.